This is a messenger RNA of Quercus lobata, 5145 nucleotides long. It is a transcript of the gene CPSF160, whose product is annotated as cleavage and polyadenylation specificity factor 160. The transcript is spliced from 25 exons. Gene Ontology annotation, molecular function: protein binding; nucleic acid binding. The coding region runs from base 209 to 4615 and encodes 1468 amino acids. The record is from RefSeq and is a predicted model, not a curated record. Lineage: Eukaryota; Viridiplantae; Streptophyta; Magnoliopsida; Fagales; Fagaceae. Gene Ontology annotation, cellular component: nucleus.
AUUUUUUUAUUUUUCACUCGAUCUCACUGACUCACUCCACACUGGUCAGUCUAUAACUAAGUAUUCCUCCCGCCAAACACAAACUUCAUUCAAUUCCCUCAUUUCAAAAACCCUAAAAACUAAGUAAAACCCUCUGUAGUCUGAACUCUCUCCUCCUCCACUUCCUCAACGUCGUCGUUUCCCUUCUGAAAACCCUAGUCUCUCAAAGAUGAGCUACGCCGCCUACAAGAUGAUGCACUAUCCAACUGGAAUCGAGACCUGCGGUUCCGGCUUCAUCACCCAGUCUCGCGCCGACUUCACUUCUCGCAUCCCUCCGAUCACCUCCACCGACGGCCUCGACGCCGACUGGCCUCCGCGCCGCCACGACUUGGGCCCAAUCCCUAACCUCGUCGUCACCGCCGCCAAUGUCCUCGAGCUCUACAUUGUUCGAGUCCAAGAAGACGCGGCCGCCACCGCCACCAGGGACUCCUCCGCCAGGGCUUCAGUCGAACCUAUGCGCGGCGGCCUCAUGGAUGGCCUCGCCGGCGCCUCGCUGGAACUCGUUUGUCAUUAUAGGUUACACGCCAAUGUUGAAAGCAUGGCGGUUUUGACCGUUGGAGGUGGCGAUGGCUCUAGGAGAAGAGACUCUAUUAUCUUAGCCUUUCGCGAUGCGAAGAUUUCUGUUCUCGAAUUCGACGAUUCGAUCCAUGGACUUCGUACAAGCUCUAUGCAUUGCUUUGAGGGUCCCGAGUGGCUUCAUUUGAAAAGAGGUAGAGAAUCAUUUGCAAGAGGCCCAUUGGUGAAGGUUGAUCCUCAAGGGAGGUGUGGUGGUGUUCUUGUUUUUGAGUUGCAAAUGAUAAUUCUUAAGGCAGCCCAGGCUGGUUCUGGUUUAGUUGGGGAUGACGAUGCUUUAAGUUCAGGAGGUGCUGUUUCUGCUCGAAUUGAGUCCUCAUACAUAAUUAAUCUACGAGAUUUAGGCAUGAAGCAUGUAAAAGACUAUAUAUUUGUACACGGUUAUAUUGAGCCUGUGAUGGUAAUCCUUCAUGAGCGGGAGCUUACUUGGGCUGGGCGUGUCUCAUGGAAGCACCAUACUUGCAUGAUUUCUGCACUCAGUAUCAGCACAACAAUGAAGCAGCAUCCUCUCAUAUGGUCAGCCGUUAAUCUCCCUCAUGAUGCAUACAAGCUACUUGCGGUCCCAUCACCUAUUGGUGGUGUUCUUGUGAUUGGUGCAAAUUCUAUUCAUUAUCAUAGUCAGUCAGCCUCAUGUGCAUUGGCUUUGAACAAUUAUGCUGUUCCUGUUGACAACAGUCAGGAAAUGCCUAGAUCAAGUUUCAGCGUGGAGCUUGAUGCUGCCAACACAACUUGGUUAUUGACUGAUGUGGCCUUGCUGUCAACAAAAACUGGGGAGCUGCUUUUGCUGAACCUUGUUUAUGAUGGCCGGGUUGUUCAGAGACUUGAUCUUUCAAAAUCUAAAGCUUCAGUGCUUACAUCGGGGAUUACAACAAUUGGGAAUUCAUUAUUUUUUCUGGGAAGUCGGUUGGGAGACAGUUUACUUGUGCAAUUUACUUGUGGAUUGGGUGGCUCGAUGCUGUCAUCUGGUCUAAAGGAAGAGGUUGGAGAUAUUGAAGGUGAUUCCCCUCAAGUGAAGCGAUUGCGAAUGUCAUCUUCUGAUGCUUUGCAAGAUAUGAUUAGUGGUGAGGAGCUCUCCUUAUAUGCGUCAGCUCCAAAUAAUGCAGAUUCAGCACAGAAAACCUUCUCGUUUGCUGUGAGGGAUUCAUUGAUUAAUGUUGGUCCCUUGAAGGACUUCUCAUAUGGUUUAAGGAUGAAUGCGGAUGCAAAUGCAACUGGACUUGCCAAACAAAGUAACUAUGAACUGGUGUGCUGUUCUGGUCAUGGAAAGAAUGGUGCUCUCUGUGUUCUUCGACAGUCAAUUCGCCCAGAAAUGAUUACUGAGGUUGAACUACCAGGUUGCAAAGGAAUUUGGACUGUCUACCACAAGAAUGCUCGUGGUCAUAAUGCAGAUUUUUCUAAAAUGGCUGCUGAUGAGAAUGAGUAUCAUGCAUAUCUGAUUAUUAGUCUUGAGGCUCGUACAAUGGUACUUGAAACAGCUGAUCUUCUUACUGAAGUAACUGAAAGUGUUGAUUAUUUUGUGCAAGGAAGAACAGUUGCUGCAGGGAAUUUAUUUGGAAGGCGUCGAGUUGUCCAGGUCUUUGAACGUGGUGCUCGAGUUUUAGAUGGUUCUUUUAUGACUCAAGAGCUAAACUUUGGAGCUCCAAACUCUGAAUCUGGUUCUGGGUCUGGAUCUGGUUCUGAGAGUUCCACAGUGUUGUCUGUUUCUAUUGCUGACCCGUAUGUAUUACUGUGCAUGACUGAUGGAAGUAUCCGGCUCCUUGUUGGAGAUCCUUCUACUUGCAUGAUUUCCAUAUACACUCCAUCUUCUUUUGAGAUCUUAAAGAAAUCAGUAUCUGCCUGUACGCUGUAUCAUGAUAAAGGACCUGAGCCAUGGCUCCGGAAAACAAGUACUGAUGCAUGGCUUUCUACAGGCAUAAGUGAGGCCAUUGAUGGGGCUGAUGGUGCACCACAUGAUCAGGGUGAUAUAUAUUGUGUUGUUUGUUAUGAAAAUGGUGCACUUGAAAUUUUUGAUGUGCCUAGUUUUAAUUGUGUUUUUUCUGCGGAUAAGUUUAUGUCUGGAAAGACCCUCCUUGUUGAUUCCUUUAUGCAAGAGCAAGCCAAAGAUGUUGAAGUGACAAACAAAAGUUCUGAAGAAGUGAUUGGCCAAGGCAGGAAAGAAAGUUCACAGAACAUGAAGGUUGUUGAGUUGGCCAUGCAUAGAUGGGCAGGACAGUAUAGCCGCCCUUUCCUUUUUGGGAUAUUGACCGAUGGAACUAUUCUUUGCUACCAUGCUUACUUAUAUGAAGGCGUAGAGAAUACAUCUAAAAUUGAUAGUUCAGUUUCUGUACAAAAUUCUGGUGGUCUAAGCAGCAUUAGUGCUUCUAGGCUUAGAAAUUUGAGAUUUGUGCGUGUCCCCUUGGACACUUAUGCAAGGGAGGAGACAUCAAGUGAAUCACCAUGCCAAAGAAUUACCAUUUUCAAGAAUAUUGGUGGCCACCAAGGCUUGUUUCUUUCUGGAUCAAGACCAGCGUGGUUUAUGGUAUUCAGAGAACGGCUUCGAGUUCAUCCACAGCUUUGUGAUGGAUCUAUAGUUGCCUUCACUGUUCUUCACAAUGUGAAUUGCAAUCAUGGGCUCAUAUACGUUACAUCACAGGGUAUUUUGAAAAUUUGCCAACUGCCAUCAGUAUCAAGCUAUGACAACUAUUGGCCAGUACAAAAGAUUCCACUAAAAGGCACUCCGCAUCAGGUCACUUACCUCGCUGAGAAGAAUUUAUACCCUCUUAUAGUUUCAGUUCCUGUUCAUAAGUCAUUGAAUCAAGUUCUUUCAACUCUGGUUGAUCAAGAAGUUGGCCAUCAGGUUGAAAAUCUUAAUUUGGGUUCUGAUGAACUGCACCAAACUUACACUUUAGAUGAAUUCGAGGUCCGCAUUCUGGAACCAGAAAAGUCUGGUGGCCCUUGGCAAACUAAAGCUACAAUUCCAAUGCAGAGUUCUGAAAAUGCUCUAACCGUGCGAGUGGUUACCCUGUUGAAUACAACCACUAAAGAGAAUGAAACACUUUUGGCCAUUGGGACUGGCUAUGUGCAAGGGGAAGAUGUUGCUGCAAGAGGACGUGUGCUUUUAUUUUCUGUUGGGAAAAAUACUGAUAAUCCUCAAAACUUGGUUUCAGAGGUUUACUCAAAGGAAUUGAAGGGUGCUAUAUCUGCUUUAGCCUCUCUUCAAGGCCAUCUGUUGAUAGCUUCUGGUCCUAAAAUUAUUUUACACAAGUGGACUGGUACUGAGUUGAAUGGCGUUGCUUUUUUUGAUGCUCCUCCAUUAUAUGUCGUCAGCUUAAAUAUUGUCAAGAAUUUUAUCCUCCUUGGUGACAUUCACAAAAGCAUAUACUUUCUUAGCUGGAAGGAACAAGGAGCUCAACUUAGCUUAUUAGCUAAGGAUUUUGGCUCCCUUGAUUGUUUUGCAACCGAGUUUUUAAUUGAUGGAAGUACCUUGAGCCUCACAGUUUCAGAUGAUCAGAAGAACAUUCAGAUAUUUUAUUAUGCACCAAAGAUGUCAGAGAGUUGGAAGGGACAGAAGCUUCUUUCAAGGGCUGAGUUCCAUGUUGGUGCUCAUGUAACUAAGUUCUUGCGGUUGCAGAUGCUUUCUGCUUCAUCUGAUCGAACUGGUGCAGCUCCAGGCUCAGAUAAAACCAAUCGCUUUGCUUUAUUAUUUGGUACCCUGGAUGGCAGCAUUGGUUGUAUUGCACCUCUUGAUGAGCUCACAUUUCGUAGGCUACAGUCAUUACAAAGAAAACUUGUUGACGCUGUUGCCCAUGUUGCUGGCCUAAAUCCAAAAUCUUUCCGCCAGUUUCGCUCAAAUGGAAAGGCUCAUCGGCCUGGCCCUGAUAGCAUAGUUGACUGUGAGCUGCUAUGCCAUUAUGAGAUGCUUCCAUUGGAGGAACAGCUUGAAAUUGCCAAUCAGAUUGGAACAACUCGUUCACAAAUUCUCUCAAAUUUGACUGACCUCUCUUUGGGAACGAGCUUCUUGUGAUUUCAGCCAAUCUGAAGGGGUUAUGGGAGUAAGGAUUCCCUUGAAUGCUUGGGCAGCCUGAAUUAAACACUUUGUAAUAUUCAGCCAUGUUCAUUACAGCAAUUGCAUGGCCAUUUUUAAGGGCUCAGUUGAAUCAGCCUUAUCUGUAGUUAACAAUGGAGAAAAAGGAGGGAGCAAGGCAGCAAAAAAGGUUGUUGCUUCAUUGUUAUGCAUCAAAUAUGAUAUGCUGUUGAAUUGAUGCUCCAAGCAUAGACUGGGCACUAGUUUCACAUAACGAGAAUUGUCGCUUAAAAAUGUUUUAACAUUGAAGUGAGGAGAUUGGGAGGGGAAAGGAAGAAAUAUAAGUUGCUUAAUUAUGUAGCAUUAAACCGUCAAAUGCCAAUGUUGUACAUUGUAGAAGGGUGAAGGAAGCAAAAGACAGUUGCUUCAUUGUUGUACAUUAAUGUGGUAUAUACCAUUAAACUCUUGUCACAACCAAUGAUUGGACAUUGUUUCCAUUAAUGAGAACUGUCAAUUAAUAAUGCUGUUUA